AAAAAGCAGAUGUUGAUGUCACUUGCACUUCGUUGUUUUCGCGCUGUACUGUUGUUGCUGCUGGUCAGCAGCAGCUGCCCGCCGCCGGUUCGGUGCUCCCUGAGCGGGUUGAGCCAGUACGCCUAUGGGACCAUCCUCUCCCCGCUGUUCAAAGCUCUGUCCGAGCACGGAGGCUCCAGGUGGAACCCGUCAUCAAAGAUCAAACCUGAGCCCAAGUACAUCAAGUAUUUGACGGAUGUGUUCAAGAGAACGUCCGGAGCUCGAAGGAGUCUAGAAGGGGACGCGGUCUACAACGUCGUCAGACUGAUCCAGCCACAGGAGCAUUGUCUUGCUAAAAGCCAUAAAGAGCGUUUCACAUUGGAUCUGUCCUACAGCCUUGAUCGAGUUAGAGAAAAGGAACAGCUCAGGAAGGUGACACUGCUUUACAGUUCCACUCACAUUAACUCCGUGUGCUUCCUGAGCAUCAAGGAGCAGGAGCACUCGAACAAGUGUCCGCUAUGUCCCGGCAUCCACCAAGCUGUGAACUUCACGGCCACUGCGGAUGGCUUGGGAAGAGAGAACUGGGUGGAAGUUGACGUCACUCAGCUUCUUCUGCCGCCUUCAAACUUCCCAAAGCAAAAUGUCCACCUGCACAUCAAUGUCGUCUGCCCCGUGGAGAAGCAACCUGGGAACGAAGGCCAUUUGGAGUUCACCGUGGGGUCCCCUCCAAUACUGCUUUAUCUUCAUGAUGACAGCAAAGUGUCACACCAGACAUUGCCACCCACUGCUGCAAACAUGCUUAAUGAGCAGAUGGUUUUCAAAUCCCAUCAACAAGUGCUUCGAGCCAAGAGACGGCGGCUAAGGAGGGAGUCGGCAAAGAGCAAAGGAAGCGAUAAAAGCCUGGACAUCCACUUGCCGGAGCUUCUUUCAGGCUCGGAAUUUCCAACAAGUUACUGUGCUUUAUAUGAUUUCAGAGUGCGAUUUAGCCAGCUUAAACUGGAUGACUGGAUCGUUUUCCCACCCAAAUAUAACCCCAGGUACUGUAGAGGCAUCUGCCCGCGGACCAGUGGCUUCAUCUAUGGUUCACCGGUCCACACCAUGGUACAAAACAUCAUAUACGAGAAGCUCGAUUCCUCUGUGCCGAGGCCCUCGUGCAUUCCCUCCCAUUACAACCCCAUGAGCGUCAUGAUCUUUGAAGACGGCUCCUAUACUUACAAGGAGUUUGAAGACAUGGUGGCAACCAGGUGCACUUGCCGCUAA
Molecule: messenger RNA, 1239 nt
Organism: Phycodurus eques (leafy seadragon)
Lineage: Eukaryota; Metazoa; Chordata; Actinopteri; Syngnathiformes; Syngnathidae
Gene: gdf9
Product: growth differentiation factor 9
Exons: 2
Coding region: 10-1239 (409 amino acids)
Biological process (GO): BMP signaling pathway; SMAD protein signal transduction
Cellular component (GO): extracellular region
Molecular function (GO): cytokine activity; growth factor activity
Source: RefSeq, a predicted model, not a curated record